CUGCUGUUAUCUGCUCUGUGUUAAUCCCCGGCUGGGUGGGGGGAAGGUUCUCCCUAAGUGCUUUACUGAGAGGGCAUAUAUUAAACAUUGAAAAGCAAAGAGAGGAAGAAGAGGAUUAGAGGGAGAGAGAGGAAGCUGGCUGCUGGUUCUACUUGGGUUAUCCAUCUGUUCUACUUUUAUAGAUGCAACAGCACAUUGUGCAUCGAAGUCCUCUUGCAUCGCUGUUCUCCUGCAACCCUGGAAGCCCCUUCACUCCCCUUCCUCCCCGUUUCACCUGCUGUAGCUGAUCUGUUGAGAUAAUGGAGCUCAGGACUGUGGUAGCCACUGUGGAAAGCGGGGAGCAAGACACGGUUCUGAAGGUGCUUCAGGUCUACAACCAGGAGAAAUCUCAGUGCUUCACCUUUGAUGAUGAGGAACGGGAAGAGAGGAAGAAAAUGGCCCAGCUGCUGAUCAAGUUCCUGGAAAGAGAGCUGCAGCCAUCCUGCCAGGUCACGUGUUUGGAAAGCAUCCGCAUCCUGUCACGGGACAAACACUGCCUUGAGCCCUUCACCACCAAGGAGAGCCUGAAGACCCUCUCCAGGCAUGCUGGCAUUGAUUACUCGGAGGAGCUCAUCCGGGAGGUCCCAGACUUGGAUGUAAUCCUGGAAUCCCUCAAAUGUCUCUGCAACAUUGUCUUCAGCAGCCCUAGGGCCCAGGAGCUGACAGCCGAGGCCCGGCUGGUGGUGGGCCUGGCCAAGCGCAUCAAGCUGUACAACGAGAGGAGCCUUCCUCAUGAGGUCAAGUUCUUCGACCUGCGUCUGCUGUUCCUGCUGACAGCGCUGAGGGUGGAUGUGCGGCAGCAGCUGGCCCAGGAGCUCCGGGGUGUCAGCCUGAUGACAGACACCCUGGAGCUGACCCUUGGUGUCAAGUGGAUGGACCCCUACGAAGUUGCUGCUGAGGAGGGACUUCUGCCACCUUUGCCUCGGCAGGAGACAGAGCGAGCCAUGGAGAUCCUGAAAGUGCUCUUCAAUAUCACCUUUGACUCCAGCAAGAGGGAGGUGGAUGAGGAAGAUGCUGCUUUAUACCGGCACUUGGGUGCCCUCCUGCGCCACUGCCUCAUGAUCUCUGCAGAUGGAGAGGACCGGACAGAGGAGUUCCACAGUCAUACAGUUAACCUUUUGGGCAACCUGCCCCUGAAGUGUCUGGAUGUCCUCCUGACCCCGAAAGUCCGGCCAGGCUCUCUUGAGUACAUGGGUGUCAACAUGGACGCGGUCAGCAUCCUGCUGGAUUUCCUGGAGCGACGCCUCGACAGGGGACACAAGCUGAAGGAGAGUUUGACCCCCGUGCUGAACCUGCUGACAGAGAGCGCCCGCGUCCACCGCCAGACGAGGAAGUUCCUGAAGGCAAAGGUGCUGCCACCGCUCCGGGAUGUGAGAAACCGGCCGGAGGUGGGGAACUCGCUGCGGAACAAGCUGGUGCGUUUGAUGACCCACAUCGACACCGACGUGAAGCACUGCGCGGCAGAGUUCCUCUUUGUGCUCUGCAAGGAGAGCGUGUCACGGUUUGUUAAGUACACGGGCUACGGGAACGCGGCUGGGCUCCUGGCGGCACGAGGCCUCAUGGCUGGCGGUCGGGAAGAGGGGGAGUACUCGGAAGAUGAAGACACGGACACUGAGGAGUACAAAGAGGCAAAGCCCAAGCUCCGCUGUUGCAGCAUCAACCCUGUGACGGGGCGUGUUGAAGAGAAACUGCCCAACCCUAUGGAAGGGAUGACUGAAGAGCAGAAGGAGUAUGAAGCCAUGAAGUUAGUCAACAUGUUUGACAAAUUGUCCAGAGAGCAGGUGAUCCAGCCCAUGGGCAUCACACCGAGCGGCAGCCUGGCCCCGCUGCAGAACGCCAUCCGCGAUGUGGCUGAUGAGAGGUCAUCGUCCGACUCAGACCUGGGGCUGGACUGAUCCAGGCCUCUGGCCCCACGGAGCUCCCACUGUAACUGGUGCUGCACCCAGAGGCUGUACUGGGCUGGGACUCCCUGGGGGACCCGGAUCCAGCCUGGACCCCUGCAGUCCACACUGAGAAACCUCCUGCCUCCUUCCCCGCUCCACAACCACCACUCCUCCCAGAGCGUCCUCAUGCCUGGCUCCACCUUGGCCUUUCCUGUCAGCAGCCUUGAGGAUUUCCUACUCCAAAUUGCUUCCAGGACUUUCCAGUAGGAUUUUUUUUUUUUAAAUAUAUGAUGUUUGGGAAGAAGGGUGGCAGGGGUGGAUCUUCCUGUCUCACCAUCAGGGCUCAGCAAUACACAGAGCAUCUCAUGUAUAUGCGGGCGUGUGGCUGCAAGUGGGGGAGCGGCUCCCUGGGGUGCAGGUGAGAUGGAGGGGGCAUGUGGGGUCGGGGGGAGCCGCUGUGGUCUGUGGGGUGUCCCAGCGUUGCGCGCCCCGCGUCCUCAGCAGGUGGCUGUAGAUGCGUGCGCUGCGCAGGGCUGGGGGUGGGACAGCGACCGUGCAAAAACCAGCGCCUGGACAUGGGAGUGUGUAUAUGAGCGCAGGGGGAGCUGUGGCAUGCGCCGCAGGGAGGCCAGGGGUGCCUUUGCGUGAAGCUCUGGCCACAGGAGGGACACGGGGGUGACUGUUGGCAACGCCCUGAUACUCGGUCUCCAGCCCUGCGCGACCAUCCUGUUACCAUGGAGUUUAGUUUUUUGGCAUCAGCCUUUCCCCAUCUUCUCUUCCCGAACAAAAGGCCAAAAUCUGCUUUGUCUGCUGCCACCUUGUCUGCCUUGGCUUCCCCACAGGCCCGCUCUGUCUGCGCCCGGGGGCUGGUGUUGAUCCUGUUCUUCACUGUGGCUUAGAUCUGUCUGUCUUGUUUUUUUUUUUUUUUUUUUUUUUUUUUUUUCUUUUUAAUGAAAAUUGUUUUAAAGAAAAUCUUUCACUUUGUCUCAUGUACCAGAGUUCCAAAACGAGUAGGAAUGCAAAAGUGAUGCUAGAAUAAAGAAAACCUGACAAAUGGGUGCGUGGCAAUGAUUGAUCAAA
Athene cunicularia (burrowing owl) is the source of this 3002-nucleotide messenger RNA. RefSeq names its product RIC8 guanine nucleotide exchange factor A (gene RIC8A). NCBI's taxonomy places the organism in Eukaryota, Metazoa, Chordata, Aves, Strigiformes, Strigidae. The coding region runs from base 300 to 1934 and encodes 544 amino acids. Gene Ontology annotation, biological process: G protein-coupled receptor signaling pathway. Gene Ontology annotation, cellular component: plasma membrane; cytoplasm. The record is from RefSeq and is a predicted model, not a curated record. The transcript has 11 exons. Gene Ontology annotation, molecular function: G-protein alpha-subunit binding; guanyl-nucleotide exchange factor activity.